GCUUCCCCCGAAUUGACCCUCGACUUCACCUCACAUCCGCCGUCUGUCGUCCGAUCUUCUCCCCCCUCCGCAGAAGCACUGCAGCGUUGCAGCACCGCUUUCUUUUACCUCCUCGCGUAUAUCUCCAGAAGUGAUGCGCAGCGUCCCAUCAUGUCCAACGUCCUCUCCCUCAUAGGCUGGGCCUUCUUGCCCAACCUCAUCACAGGCUGGGUGCAGUCCAUCUACUACGGCCUCGUCAUCCGCGCCGGCGACCCCAAGCCGCAGCCCGGCUCCGCCAAGUACGCAACCCACCGCCGCCGCAUCCACAUCCUCGUCGUCUCCUUCUACCUCGCCUACACCCUCAUCGAGGCCGACCGCACCCUCCGCCUGCAGGGCACCUACUACACCGACCUUGACGUCGCCGUCAACGCCCCCGUGCGCAUCAUCAAGUCCCGCUUCCGCCGCCUCGCCGCCGUCCACCACCCGGACAAGGCCGGCCUCGCCGGCGCCGACACGAGCGUCGCCACCGCCCGCUUCAUGCACCUCAAGACCGCCUCCGAGACCCUCGCCGACGCGGCCCGCCGCUUCGCCUACGAGCGCUUCGGGCCCGAGGUCGCCACCUGGCAGAACUGCAAGACCGUCCACGACUACGUCUCGCGCGGCGUCCUCCAGGGCACCGUCCCCUACUACGGCAUCGCCGUCGUCGGCACCUACACCCUCGGCCUGCUGGGCUACAUCAACUGGGGCCGCUACUGGCGCUGGCUCAUCAUCGUCACCUUCUUCUUCGCCGAGCUCAUCGUCGUCACCCGCCCCGAGAUGCCGCCCCUGCUCGCCGCCGCCAACACCGCCCUCGCCACUGCCCUGCGCCGCACCCCCUACCUGCAGUUCCAGCUCAUCUCGCUCGCCCGCCAGGCCGCCUUCACCAUCUACAUCGCCUUCGGCCAGAUCGGGCCCCUGCUCGACCAGAACGCCCAGGCCGCCCAGAGGGCCGCCGAGAGCUCCGCCGCCGCCGUCGACGAGGGCCUGCAGCGCCUCGAGGCCCUUACCCGCGGCCUCGACGGCGAGAUGGGCCGGCUGCUGGACAUGGAGAUGACCCCCUUCAAGGGCGACAGGGAGGCCAUCGGCAGCGUGCGCUCCAAGAUCAAGGACUGGCUCGUGCAGAACACCAUCCGCGCCGAUCCCAUGGUGAGGGACGCCAUCGGCAAGUCCAUCCAGAAGCGGAGGGUCGACGCGCCGGCAGGUGCCCGAGGCAACAGAUAGGCAGUGACGAAGACUGGGACGUCGUGAGACCGGUUAGAGGAUUUCCGUGUGUAAACUAGACAAUGUAACACAAAAUAAGUCAGUUGGAACUUAAACUUGCCUUGGUGGUGACGAAACUUCAGACAUCGAAU
This is a messenger RNA of Colletotrichum destructivum, 1370 nucleotides long. RefSeq names its product Putative DnaJ domain, Chaperone J-domain superfamily. The record is from RefSeq and is a predicted model, not a curated record. The transcript has 2 exons. Bases 151 to 1239 code for a protein of 362 amino acids. NCBI's taxonomy places the organism in Eukaryota, Fungi, Ascomycota, Sordariomycetes, Glomerellales, Glomerellaceae.